Molecule: messenger RNA, 5116 nt
Organism: Pyricularia grisea
Lineage: Eukaryota; Fungi; Ascomycota; Sordariomycetes; Magnaporthales; Pyriculariaceae
Exons: 4
Coding region: 1161-4688 (1175 amino acids)
Biological process (GO): peptidyl-serine phosphorylation; autophagy
Cellular component (GO): cytoplasm
Molecular function (GO): ATP binding; protein binding; protein serine/threonine kinase activity
Source: RefSeq, a predicted model, not a curated record
UUUAUUUUUUUUUUUCUUUUUUUUUUCUUUUUUUUUUUCCCUCUCGAAUCGCCAGCCCGAUCAGCAGCCCAACCUAUCGUUUUUACUCUGUCGCACCUAGAGAGUCGCACUUUUUCGUCUUUGAUUUUUGUUUUCGCUUCCCUCUACUUUACUUUCCCAUGAUUUUCGUGUUUGCACGCGGUGCAUUUGACGCAGGCGCGAAACAGGACUUGUUUGGUCAUUCUGACUGGCCAGAGAGGGUGCGUUCUUUAUGGGUCGCAUGUUUUCUGCCUCUUUAUUCCAUCAUAGAUUGAUUGACUGGACUCGAUGGCACCUCGACGGGACGGCAGGAUUCGCCUCGAAAAGACGGGCCUGGAAUGGUGUGUGCAGAAAAAAGCAAUUUCGAAGAUGUGAUCUUGCUUGGGGUUGAUUGAUCGGUACGCCCUCGACAGUUCUCUACCGGUAUUGACCAGCAAAAGAGUACCGGUAAAUCCCCUCUUGGUCCGUGAUCUCGCCAUCUUCUCCUGUAUGAUCGUUUGAGUCUCGCGCGCACGUUAAUCUUCUAUUUGUGUUUCCCUUUUUCUUCAAACUGCUCCCUCUGGUAUCUAGAACAAGGUACCCAAUGUAAACAACGCAUUAUUCUACCCUUGAUUGUUUCUUCAAGCCACUCCGCAAAGUCAUCAAGCCAGCCAAAAUUCCCCGUCUGUCUACGGUAUUGGUUCUGCUUCGCCCGCAUCUACCUAGUUGCCUCACCCUUGGCGGCCCCUCCUCUCUCGGUUGCCCCACCAAUCCGAUCUCUGUGGACAAAAACAUCUGAGCCGCAUCAACUUUUGGAUCCCAUACUGAUCGAUCCAUCGCGUCGCUGCCAACGCCUUCAUUUUUUGUUUUGUUUUUGGGGAUUUGCAGGAGGCGAUGCUUUGCUGCCUAGAAUCUGCUUGGACUUUUCAUUAAGUGCAUUUAGAAAGCUUGCCAUCUCUAGGAGCUUUAAUACCUGGAACUAGGGCCACUCCUAGUCUCUUCCAGGCUAGACUGACUGAUGGUGACGACAAGGUCACUAUUCAGAUCCGAACCUGGAUACCAUCACCUACCUAGGCCAAACUCUGCUCUUGAUUCAGAAACAAUCAGCACAAAACCUCAACGAGGGCCUAGCCGUUGCCUUUGCGGUUGCAUAGCCGCCUGCGAUGGACUACGAUGAAGACUCCCAACCCACGCAAGCUACCCAGACAUUAGUCGACCCGAGACGCCUAGGCAAGCAGAAUUCGGGCUUUUCCGACGAAGAGAUUGCCGACAUAAUAUGCAUUCUCUAUCCCAAAUCCGAAAAUGCCCGGCGGGCAGUCGUCGCACUCGAACGAGACAACUCGAAGCACUUGGUCUCUAGACCAACCGACAGCUCAUCGAAUGUGGAUUACCUAUUUGAUGACGAUCCGGCUCAGUUCGGCCUCGCAACAGCCGUCUCAGGCAGCCAUGUUAUUGCCUUGAAGUUGUCGGCAACAACUAAAGACCCUGCGCAGGGCUUCACCUUCGGUCGUCACCCGGGACGAUGCGAUAUAUGCUUCACACACGACCCACACAAGCGCCUAAGCAAUAUUCAUUUUCGCAUCUUCCUCAAUGAGUAUGGCGUGCUUAUGCUCGAGGAUACGUCCACCAACGGUACCGUCGUCGACGAGGUUCUGCUUAAGAAGUCUAAACCCGAACGAUGCGAAACCAAACGAACUCUGAGCAACGGCUCUCAGAUCAAGAUCCUUUUGCAUAACAACGCCAAUGAUCUCGUUUUUCUCGUUCAAGUACCCAGGCGCGAAGGGCAGCACGAGCUUGAUUUUAGGCGGAAUAUCCUGAUUCAUAAGCAGAGAGUGCAGGCUCUGGCAGACGAAGAGGCUGCAACAAUGGUCCCUGGGCCAGCAGGAGGACCUCCUGUCUUGUUUCCGAGGGAGCCAUGGGGUACUGAUCAAAGACCACGCCAGCAGCUACAGCAUGAUGCAGCAGUUGACUCGGAUGAGAGGCUACCACGUGAAUGGACCGGCUCAGAUCGAUACAACCGUGUGGGUCAGAUAGGCAAGGGCGCCUUCGCUACUGUGCACAAGGUCACGUCCAAGUACGAUGGGAGACCUUAUGCGGCAAAAGAGCUAGACAAGCGUCGCUUCAUGAAGGAUGGUGUUCUGGAUCAGAAAGUUGAGAAUGAAAUGAAAAUCAUGAGAAGCGUGACACAUCCGAACAUAGUCCGCUACGUCGAUCACCUGGAAUGGGAGAAUCGACUCUUGGUUAUCAUCAUGGAGUAUAUACCCCUGGGAGAUCUUGGUGGUCAUGUGCAACGCUACGGCCCACUCACCGAGCGCUUGGCGAUAGCGACCGCGAAGCAGCUAUCGAGUGCAUUGGGCUACCUUCACACCCACAACAUAACACACCGAGACGUCAAGCCAGACAACAUCCUAAUACACUCGAGAGAUAAUGACACCUUCACGGUCAAGUUGACAGACUUUGGGCUGUCCAAAAUGGUCGACAACGAGCAGACCUUUUUGCGGACUUUCUGCGGUACUCUCUUGUACUGCGCCCCUGAAGUGUAUUCGGAGUAUCUUGAUUAUGACGAAUAUGGAAUACGGCGACCCCAUCAGCGACGACAGCAUAUUGGUCAACGAUACGACCACGCAGUGGAUUUGUAUUCUCUGGGCGGUGUUCUGUACUACAGCCUGACAGGAAAGCCACCGUUUCCCGCAGAUAACGGCGCAGGUUAUCCGGCUUUGCUCAACGCCAUCAUGACACAGCCUCUGAACAUCGCACCACUGGAGGCGGUGCACUUGUCGCAUCAAGGCAUCAAUUGUUUGCAGUGGAUGUUAUGGCGACGACCUGAGCAGAGAGCCACUGUGCAACAAGUAGAAAAUCACGAGUGGCUUGGCGGUAACCUCUUGGGCUUUUCUAAGAAUAACGUGGGUGACACCUCGGAGGAGCUUGGGCAAAAGGCAUCUCAGCUUAGCCUAUUAGACACGCCUCAGAGGUCGGAUCCUCUUAGCGAUGACGAAUUUAUCGAUGAGGACGACGAACUGAUGGACAUUGACAGGGGCUCGAGCCGAACGUGGUCGGAGAAUGCUAGUGAAAACCGCACUUUCGGUCGACAGGCUCCUCGCUUGUUUGGGGAGGUCAAUGUCUCGGCUAUUGGCUCGUCUGGCGUGAUUCCAGAGAACAGACUCAAUCUCUCGCUCGGGCAAGGCAUCAACAUGGAGGAUUCCGAUGUGAUUAGGGAUAGUUUCUCCUCAGCCUUGACUGGAAACCAUGUUGAGGAUGGCCCUGAUUCGCAAUCCAAUGCAGCGGAGCAGACCACGAAUCAAGGUGCUUUCGAAGAAAACACUGCUGUCGACUGUUUCGUGGCAAAUAGCCAGGCAUCAGAAAACGGCGCAAAUUAUGAGGCGUCUCGAGAAGACAUCCAACCUAGCAGGACCGGGCACGAUCUGGCUACUAGCAAACGCCUGCUGCCCCUUGACAUGAGUGACGAGAACCCGGGACAAGCUAAACCCUCGUUCAAGAGGAUCAAAUCAGAUACUGCUUUCGACGAGGCUCUGAUUGCAUCAGUUCCUCCACUUGCAUUCCUCGCCUCGGGAAGGCAAAUCAACAACCCUGUCCCGAAGUCGACAUUUUGGGCUGCUAACGACAGAUCAACGUGGCACCUCGACUACCCAGAGAUGACGCAACUACAGCAUGACGCGUUUGUACAUGCGUCAAAAUCUAGGGGCGAGGAUUUUGGCCCAGGGAGCUCCCUCUGGCAGCUCGCAAUGGAAUUCUUUCCUCCUAGUUCAGGGAACAGUCCCGCCCUAGGUGCACAGAACUUGCGUUCGGACCGUCUCGGUGGUGGACAAGAUAAAGAGUCAAGUCCGAUAACGGACGACUCGCACUCAAGGGGCAACGCUCGUGGCAUAUCUGGGCUGGUUGUUCCGGUUACUGACAAGCGACUGGCGGCUACUUUCGAAUCUGCCCCGGGAUCUCUCGUCGAGAACAUCGUUGUACCCGUGGAGGAAACUUUCGUGUCGUUUGGCCGUGCCGAUGAUAAUACCAACGCCUAUGGCUUCAAGAAGGAAGUCAAGGUACCAAAGUACGCAUUCAAACUGAUACUCUGGAGGCCUGGUUUCGAUCCCUCGCGUAACUUCAGGCCAUGGACCUGCGUUAGGGACGCCGACAAGGCACACUUUUAUAUUGCGACAAAAGCCACCAACGGAAUUCGUGUCAAUGAUUUUGUUAUCCCGUCGCAUGAUCACCGGAACCCGAAGACUGCAUGCCGCCAUUGGGCUCGUCUACACAGCGGCGAUACGGUCACUAUUUGGGGUGAUGACCAACAACAGGCAAAGCUCCGUUUCAGGUGCUUCCUUACUGCUUCGCAAGAGCCUCGUGCUCAAGAUGAUUGGCCAGCAGCCUUGGCUUCUGAGAGUGAUGCCGUCAAGCUCGAUGAGGCCUGCACCAAAGCCGAACGUCGAUAUCCGAAAUUUAUGGAAAAUGACCGUAUUAAUUCAGCAGAGCGCCAGGACCAGCAACGGCGCGAACUCAACGUCGAAGCUGAACGCAAGAGAUCAGAAGUGUUCUACCAGCACAGGGAGGAGGUUCUGAAGGCGCUUACCCAAGUUAGGAGGGAGACGACCCAAUCUUCUGAUUCACGGGGCUUGGCCCACACUCAACACCACCUAGCCGGAGCUAGUCGACGGGCCUACGUUGGCACAAGAAGCCCGUAAUAGUAUCAUCACUGCCAAAGCAACCAAGCCUACCUUGGGUUCAGGAUUGCCCCGAAAUCUUGUAACAUUCAGGUCAUUUCUUUUUAUCAAGGACAUCAGACAGAAUGGCCGACCACGAGGUUUUACAUGUGUGAUAUUUGAGCCUAUACUUGGUCCAAAUUUCUUUGAUUUGGUGGGACGACGGGCUAUGGGGGUUGGACUUUUUAUCCUGAUCAUCUGUUCCAGUUGUUUUUGUUCGGAGUUCAUGCCAGAAUGGAUGGCUGGAAGAUGGAGUUAUUGGGCAGCAUUAUAUACCUUUUGCAAAUCAUCUUUAGCACGAGGUGGUUUACUGUUUCGUAUUUCUUUCCUUGACAUAGGCCGUCGGUGGACUUGAAACAUGAUUGUGGCUACCCUCAAAAUUUAACUCUAGACUAGUAUUACCCAGUGGC